AUGUCUGUACUAGACUCAUUUAUUCGUGCUUCGGAUCGCGUAGUAGAGUUCCAAGCAUAUUUUGAAACGCUUCCUGCAGACAUUCACUCAGUACAUACAUUAGAAGUACAGAAGGAUGAGAUUGUGCGUCUAUGGUCCGACUUUAGGGCUUGUUAUGAUGACAUCUUAAAUAAAUUUAAUGAAUUAGAAGAGGAAGUUCAAGUAGAAACACUAAAAUCACGAUUUUUCUCUACAUUCGAAGCUCAUGUUAAGGUUUUGUCAAAAUCGAAUGAGCUUUUAGAUAUUCUUUGUCAAAGAGCUGGUCCUAGUACUGCACCCAAUCCCCCUCCUAUCCCUUUAAUUGAAGCUUCUCCGAAUAUAUCUUUACCACCUUGUGACACUGAAAUAUUUCAUGGUGACUAUCAGUCAUGGCCCACCUUCCGUGACAUGUUCACGGCCUUAUAUCGGAACAGCACACGAUUAUCGCCUGUUGAGAAAAUGUGUCACCUUUUAAAGAAAACCCAGGGCGAGGCUCGCGAGCUACUACGAACAUGUCCCAUAACAAAUGACGGAUUUGAAAUGGCGUGGGCAAACCUUGUAAACAGAUACGAAAACAAGCGAAUCUUAAUAAAUGCUCAAUUAAAGACUCUUUUUAACAUUUCCCCAAUCACUAAAGAGACAGGUAGUAACAUUCGACGUAUUCAACGCACAAUCAACGAUUGUGUUACAAAUUUGUCUCUUUUACAAAUCGAUACUGCGAACUGGGAUAUUAUAUUUGUGUACAUUUGUUCCACUUGCCUUCCAGAAGUCACUCUUAGUUUUUGGGAACAAUCGUUACCCAAUAGUACCGAAUUGCCGACUUGGAAGCAAAUGGAUGCAUUUUUGACAUCUCGGUUCCAAACACUAGAGUCAGUUGCAGAUAUUCGCACCACAUUCACCAACUCUAAUACUUCUCAUCCAAAUAAGUACCCUAACACAAAAAAAUCAGAAAAGAAGAAGCUAAACAGCUACAAUAACAAGGUUUCUGUCAAUAAGAAUGCCAAAUGUUCUAUAUGUUCCGAACCGCACCCCCUUAGACUAUGUCCCACUUUUCUCGGAAUGUCUGUUGAAGAUCGUUAUGCAAUCGUGAGAAAACAGAAACGAUGCACUAACUGCCUUGGGACUUCACAUGAAAUAAAAGCUUGUAGAAGUCAAUAUAUUUGUUUCUUGUGUAAGGGUAAACACCAUUCAUUGCUCCACCGCACCGAAAAUUCUAAACCCCAAACAUCUACUCGAACAGUGGUUAAUCCCCCGAAUAAUAAUUGUGUGAAUAACACCCCUGAAACUUCAGACUUAAAUCUGAAUCCAUCCACUUCUGCUGCAGCAGCAGCCCAAAUUAGACAAGCCUUUUCUACCCAGUUACAGUCCACCUCGAAUUCAAGCGUUUUGCUUGGAACUGCCUUGGUCGAUAUAUAUUCACACAAUCUAAAGUACACCGUCAGAGCCUUAAUAGAUUCAGCAUCUGAGGCAACCUUUAUAUCACGAAAACUUCAACAUAAACUUUCCCUCAAAACUCAACCUUCACAAACGGACAUCCAUGGCUUAAACGAUGCGUUAACGGCAACAUCUACGCAGUUAUGUCAUAUUCGCAUAGGUUCGCCAAUUGAUAACGCGUUCGAGAUAUAUGCCAACGCGUUCGUAGUAAAAAAGUUAACUAGCCAACUUCCGUACUAUCCAUUAGCCGAGCUAAAAGCAAGCGUUUUUUCCGACUUAAAAAUGGCUGACACAUAUCGUAGUAAGAAUUCUGAAAUCGAAUUACUUAUUGGCGGAGAUGUUUAUCCCAAGAUUAUGCUAACUGGUUUAUUGGCUCAACAGACAGUCUUCGGUUGGAUUAUUACCGGUAAAGUUGCCACACAACACAGUAGUCGUUCUGUUUCAUCCUUUUACAAUGAGGUAGCGUUGAAUAAUCAACUCCAGAAAUUCUGGGAACUCGAAGAAGUUCCAAAGGAAACGAAAUUAUCGGACGAAGAUCUUCACUGUGAAAACAUUUAUAAAUCUACUACCUACCGUAAUGACACCGGACGUUUUGUGGUUUCGUUGCCAUUUCGACACGAAUAUCCUGAGAAUAUAAACAUUGGGUCUUCUCGUAAUAUCGCUCUUUCGCAAUUCCUACGAAACGAAAGUAGAUUGAUGAAAAAUCCCCUCUUAAAAGCUGAAUACGAUCGCGUUAUUACUGAGUAUUCCACUCUGCGUCAAAUGUCGAAUGUUGCCCCUUCUACUAGCCAAUGUACUUAUUAUCUUCCUCAUCAUGCGGUUAUUAAACCUGACAGCACAACCACUAAGUUGCGCGUUGUUUUUAACGCGUCUAGCCCUUCAUCCAAUGGAAAAAGUCUAAAUGAUCUCCUCUACCCUGGUCCUACCUUACAGGCAGAUUUGACCAUACUUGUUUUGCGAUGGAGACUAUAUCGAUACGUAUUCAAUGCCGACAUCGAGAAGAUGUAUCGACAGAUUAUCGUUAACCCCUCUCAUACGCCGUUCCAACGGAUAAUAUUCCGAACAUCCCCGAAUACAAACCCGCAAGAUUUCGAGUUAAACACAGUAACUUUUGGAGUAAACUGUGCCCCAUAUCUGGCGAUCCGCACACUACUCGAGUUGGCUAAUGUAUGCGAAAAAACGCAUCCUAUUGCAGCAGAUAUCCUCCGCAACUUUAUGUACGUGGAUGAUGUAUUAGCCGGCUCUCACACACUCUCUUCUGCGCUCAAGGCUAGAGAUGAACUUAUCGAAGUUCUGCAAUCAGCGGGGUUUUCUCUACGCAAAUGGACAGCUAACCAUGACUAUAUUCUGAAAAAUCUUUCCUCUGAUCAGUUGCUAGAUACAGAGUUCCUGAAACUAUCAGACUCUAGUACCGCGAAAACUCUCGGCUUAAGAUGGAAUGCAGGACAAGAUCACUUCUACUUCAAGCUUCAAACACCCCCUAAUCAAAACUCUAUAACCAAACGAUCAGUUCUGUCUGAGAUUGCCAAACUUUUUGACCCCGCCGGUUGGCUGGCUCCCAAAAUCAUAGUCGCGAAGAUGAUCAUGCAGCAAAUCUGGAAAGACGAAACUAAUUGGGAUGAAGAUCUUAAACCGUCUACAUUGCUUCAGUGGCAGUCAUUUUUAGAUGACUACAUAAAUAUAGGACAAGUUAAAGUUCCCCGUUUUGUUGACUUCGAUCCAUCGUUUUCUAUCGAAUUACAUGGAUUUUGUGACGCUUCCGAGAAAGCUUACGCAGCAACGCUGUAUAUACGGGCCGAAAACGCUGGCUUUGUAUCGACUCAUCUUCUAGUCGCCAAAACUAAAGUGGCCCCGGUGAAAUUUGUUUCCCUACCCCGAAAGGAGCUCUGCGGGGCUGAAUUAAUGGCCAAUAUGAUCCAUUCUAUCCAAUCUCAGCUCAACCUUCGUGAUUAUAAACUAUUUCUGUGGACAGAUUCAACCAUAGUCUUGGCUUGGCUACAGAAACCCCCCAACAAAUGGAAAACUUUUGUAGAGAAUCGAGUUUCUUCCAUCAUUGAAAAGGUUGGAAGUCAAUCAUGGUCGCAUGUUGACUCCAAAAGUAACCCCGCCGAUUUGGCAUCCCGGGGAAUCACAAUAUCCCAACUUAUACGUAGUGAUUUAUGGUGGCAUGGUCCUUCAUGGCUUAGAUCUCCUCACUGUGACUGGCCAAAGGGUCCCACGAACUUCUCUACUGAAGAAGAGAUUAGGCCUGUUCAUGUUCACUUGGUUCAACUGCCAAAUAGUGAUGUUUUAACGAAUUUCUCUGAUUUUAGCAAAGCCUUGCGUAUUUUCUGUUAUAUAUAUCGUUUUUAUUACCGGACUUAUAGUAAAAUGCGUCAUAAGUUGGAAACAGGUGACGUUUUUACUCGAGCAGAAGUGCUUAACGCUAAAAAUCACUUGAUUAUUGCUUGCCAGAAACUACACUUUGAGAAUGAAUAUAAUGUGUUAUCCCAAGGCCUUGAAAUACCCAGGAAAA
Lucilia sericata (common green bottle fly) is the source of this 3967-nucleotide messenger RNA. RefSeq lists its product as uncharacterized. The transcript has a single exon. The record is from RefSeq and is a predicted model, not a curated record. The annotation marks the transcript as partial. NCBI's taxonomy places the organism in Eukaryota, Metazoa, Arthropoda, Insecta, Diptera, Calliphoridae.